AUGUCUCUGCUCUCCAUGUUCUCGAGGAAUACACCCGUCGUAGUGACGCAAGCCGAGCACGACGAGCUGCUGAAUAUGAAGGUGGAGGAGGCGCUGUUCCCAGCCGGCUCUCCGAACAGCAAGGACACGUUCUCGCCCGCCGCGUACAAGAACCUGCAACAGCAAGCCACGGGUCUGUUGACUAAGAUGCAGAACGCUUACCGCCAAAAGGCACAGGCGCUCUCCGAGCUUGAGAAGGAGAGGGAGGCCGACAGGGACGAGCUGGAGGAGGCCGAGACGCGGGCCACGCACCUGAAGUUCCAACUCGAAGACAUGGCGCACAAGGCGAACGAGCAGGAGCGCCACAUGAAGCAGCUGAUGGAGGAGCUCGCCGCGGAGCGACGCGCCAGGGCCGACGACCAGUCCAUGCUCAAGCGGCUCCCGACGGGGCUCCAGUCCGAGGCGGGCAGCACGAUAUCGGAGGACCUGGGCGUUGACGACGCCGACGAGAUGCAGAAGCGCAAGUGGCGCAAGAGCAACGGCACCGACGUCAGCUUCGAGACGGACGACGACAGCAUCAGCUUCGGGGAGGGCGAGAGCGUCUUCUCGCGCCCACGCAGCCCCUCGGCCUCCACCUUCACCACCACUCGCGGCGGCGCCGACACCGGCAGUGUGAUUGACAUGCCACUGCCCACGCCGACGUCCACCCGCGGCAACGUUAGGUCGUCGGUGGCCUCGUCCAACCGCAAGAGUACCUCGCAGAUGAGCACGUUCCAGAAGCUGAUGAAGGGCAUCUCGGGCGACGACGGCUGCCGGAACUGCAAGGGCCAGGACGCGAGCGUUGCCUGGGACACGGUCGGCCUGCUGAGGGACGAGAACAAGACCCUCAAGUCGCGGGUCGGCGAGCUGGAGGACUGCCUCGAGGGCGCGCUGGAUGCGGUCAACGGUAUCGUCUUAUGA
Molecule: messenger RNA, 939 nt
Organism: Diaporthe citri
Lineage: Eukaryota; Fungi; Ascomycota; Sordariomycetes; Diaporthales; Diaporthaceae
Exons: 1
Coding region: 1-939 (312 amino acids)
Source: RefSeq, a predicted model, not a curated record